GAUGAAUAUUGAACUGUGAUUAGAACAUAUUGAAAGAAGAAAAAUCUAAAUCUAUAUUUUUUUUAAAAAAUGUGAUAAUGAAUCUGAUCUCAUGAGGUAAAUUUCUCAUUCUGUAAACUUGUGGUGACCAUGGUGGAGGGGAGAACCGACUUCUCCUAGUUGUCCUCUGACCUACAAAACAUGUGCUGUGAAAUGCAUGCACCUCCCCCCCCAACAGACACAUGUACUCACACAAUGAAACAAACAUAAAUAAAUGAAUAACUUUAAAAUGCAAAAAGAACUUCUGGUAAAAGUAACCAUUGUGUAACAUGGGCUGUUUGUGGUCUAUUACUUUAACACUUGCCACUUUUUUUUCUGCUCCUAGAGAUGGAACCUAGAGCUAUACAUUGCUACCACUGACUUACAACCUCAUGUAGUCUGUUAUUUUUAGUAAGAUCACUAUAUAGUUCAAUUGAAGAUGUUAGCUCACAGCUUUCCCAAAUAAAAGAAUGUAGGUAAGUUAGGCUUCAUAAUUAAUAAGAGAAGACAUUUGAAGUUAUUGCUGACCGACACAUAAUAAUUGUCUGUAUUAGGCUGAAGAGAUGAUUCAACAGUUAAGAGCACUGGCUGCUUUUCAGGAUAACCUAGCAGGUUCAGUUCCCAGCACUCACAUGGCUGUUCACAAACAUCUCGAACUCCAGUUCCUGUGUAUUUUACCUUUCUCCUAACUUCUGUGGGCUACUGCAUGCAUGUGAUAUACAGAGAUAUGCUCAGGCUCCCAUAUAUGCAUAAAAUAAAAGUAUUAAAAAUAAUUGUGGCCAUGUCAGGUGGUAUAUACCUUUAAUCCUAGCCCAUAGGAAGCAGGCCAAUCUGAGGUUGUGGCCAGCCUCACAUACAGAGAGUUCCAGGAAAGCCAGGGAUUCAUAGAGAAAACUAGUCUCAAAAAAAAAAAAAAAACCCACAAAAAAGAAAAAAAAAGUUGUAUGUGCAAAAUGUACUUUCACACACAUAUACAUUGUGUAGUGAUGUGACUAUCACAUUUAAACAUUUAUCAUUUUUUGUUGUAAGAACAUUUAAAAUGCUCUCUUUUUAGCUAUUUUGGGGGGAAGGUUAAUUUGAGGGAGAAUCUUCUCCAUCUUAAAAAGUUUGCAUGCAUAUUCUGUCCUUUCUAGAUUAUUAUCAGGAUUCAACUUCACAAACUAUAACCUUUCUCAAUGCUUAGAUCAGGAUAGAAUAUAGUAAAACAAUACAGAAUCGAAGUUUAAGUCUCAGCCAGGGCAGGACAAGAGGACAAGGUAUCAGCAAAGUACUACCUUCACAAAGAAUCUUAGCAUUCCACCUUAAAAAAAUCUAACUACGCAGAGGCAAGCCGGUCCCAUUUAGACAGUUCCUAAGGAGGAGAGUGGUUUUUUUUUCUCUCUCCCUCCACUCUUAGGAUGUGCCUGAUCUUCUUGAAUAGUCCAGCACUAGUUAAUCCACCAGGUUCUAUCAGGUUAAGUAGUUAGGGGACUGUGUUAACUCUGAAUUACAAUGAGCAGCAGGGAAGGAUCUGUCAGCUGACUAAUCAGGGAUAGUGGAUUUUUUUGCAGCUCUGCCGCCGUGGUGGUAAUGGAAGCAGCCGUAGCUUUGUUUGAUAAAGAUUUUUGGCUGCCGGUUUUAAAUCCCACCCAAGAAGCAGCUCAUAUUUCAUCAAUGUUGCGUUGACAAUCGGAAAAGAAGAGUGUAAUUGUGUAUAGGCGAGAUGGCAGAAGCAAAUCCCCCGAGAGGCAAGAUGAGGUUCAGAAGGAAUGCGGCCUCUUUCCCUGGGAACUUACACUUAGUCCUGGUUUUACGUCCUACCAGUUUUCUUCAACGGACUUUCACAGACAUUGGAUUUCGAUUUAGCCAGGAGGAUUUUAUGCUCAAAUUACCAGUUGUUAUGCUGAGCUCAGUUAGUGAUUUGCUGACAUACAUUGAUGACAAGCAGUUAACCCCUGAGUUAGGCGGCACCUUGCAGUACUGCCACAGUGAAUGGAUCAUCUUCAGAAAUGCCAUAGAGAAAUUUGCUGUCACAGUGAAAGAAAUGGCUCAGAUGUUGCAAUCCUUUGGAACAGAACUGGCUGAAACAGAGCUACCAGAUGAUAUCCCUUCAAUAGAAGAGAUUCUGGCAGGUCGUGCUGAAAGGUAUCAUCUAUUGAAGAAUGACUUAACUACUGUAACCAAAGAAGGAAAAGUUCUUCUCAUGAACCUGCAAGUGCCUGACACUGAAGAAAAUCUCAGUUCAAGUCAUGAAUGUCCCCAGCAUAUAAAUGGUGACUGGCAAACUAUUAAAAAGUUGCUGGCUCAGGUGCAUGAUAUGGAAACUGCUUUUGAUGGAUUUUGGGAAAAACAUCAGCUGAAAAUGGAGCAAUAUCUGCAACUGUGGAAGUUUGAGCAAGAAUUUCAAGAGGUUGUGACUCAAGUUGAAUUUUUAUUAAGUCAACAGAGAGAACUGGGUGAUGUAACGGGGAACUUAGCUCAAGUAAAACAAAGACUUAAAAAAAUAGAGAUCUUGGAUGACAAAUCUCAGGAACUGUUAGCCAAGGGCCGGAUUGUGAUAUUGCAUGGCCACAAGCUGGCAUCGAAUCACCACUAUGCCCUUGAUUUAAUCUGCCAGAGGUGUAAUGAGCUACGCUACCUUUCUGAUAUUUUAGUUAAUGAGAUCAGAUCAAAGCGGAUCCAGCUGAGUAGGACUUUCAAAAUGCACAGACUUCUACAGCAGGCACGUCAGUGCUGUGAUCAAGGGGAAUGCCUCCUGGCUAACCGGGGAAUGGAUAAGUUUCAGACUAAAGAAGAUGCUCAGAAAGCCCUUCAGGAUGUGGACAAUUUCCUUCAAAUGGCCAUGCCUUUCAUCAAUUAUGAUAUCGAAAACCUGCAAUUUGAAUUUGAUGUGCUCCUAUCUCCUGAACUCAAGGCUCAAAUGAAGAAUAUACAACGAAAGCUUGAAAAUAUUCGAAGUGUAUUUGAGAAUCAACAGAAUGCUUAUAAGAUCUCAAAAGAUAGACCUGAGGGGGCAGUCCAGCGUAUGAUUCCGGCACCUGAAAGUGUGAUGAGAGCCAGAACAAUAUUCUUUUCACCUAAACAUGUGAAAAAGUCUUGGAGACAGAUUCAAGCUCAGAGCAAUGUGAAAGUCCAAGCCACUCAGGAUAGCCAAGAGAAGAAUUUUGAUCAGCCUCCCAAAUUGGACAGUAGCUUGGAUAUUUUAAAGAACCAUGUUCUGAAUGAACUGAUCCAGACAGAGAGGGCCUAUGUUCGAGAGCUGUUUACUGUUUUGUUGGGCUACCGAUCUGAGAUGGACAAUCCACAGAUGUUUGAUCUUAUGCCACCUCUCCUGAGAAAUAAAAAGGAUGUUCUCUUUGGAAAUAUGGCAGAAAUAUAUGAAUUUCAUAACAACAUUUUCAUGAGCAGACUGGAAGAUUGCUCUGAUGCUCCAGAAAGAGUGGGACCUUGCUUCCUGGAAAGGAAGGAAGAUUUUCAGAUGUAUGCCAAAUACUGUCAGAAUAAACCCAGGUCAGAGUUAAUUUGGAGGAAGUAUUCUGAAUGUGCCUUUUUCCAGGAAUGUCAACGGAAAUUGAAACAUCGACUUGGUCUGGAUUCCUAUUUGCUCAAGCCAGUUCAACGAAUCACUAAGUAUCAGUUGCUUUUAAAGGAGCUUUUAAAGUAUAGCAAAGAAGGUGAAGGAACUACUAAAUUGAAGGAGGCCCUUGACUCAAUGCUGGAGCUGCUCAAGUCAGUGAAUGAUUCCAUGCAUCAGACUGCCAUCAAUGGCUAUGUUGGAAAUAUGAAUGAUCUGGGAAAGAUGAUUCUUCAAGGUGCCUUCAGUGUUUGGGUAGGACAUCGGAAAGGUGCUACCAAGAUGAAGGAUUUUGCCCGGUUCAAACCCAUGCAGAGACACCUUUUCUUGUAUGAAAAAGCUGUUAUGUUUUGUAAGAGGCGUUUCGAAUCUGGAGAAGGUGCUGACAGAUACCCAUCAUACAGUUUUAAGCACUGCCUAAAAAUGGAAGAAGCUGGUAUCACAGAGCAUGUGAAAGGCGAUAACCGAAAAUUUGAAAUAUGGUAUGGUGAGAAGGAAGAAAUUUAUAUUGUUCAGGCUCCAAAUAUUGAUGUGAAGAUGUUAUGGCUAAAAGAAAUAAGAAACAUUUUGUUGAAGCAGCAGGAACUUUUGACUGCUAAAACCCAGCAGGAUCAGUUAAGCGACCAGGACCAACUUCCUCCCCAGCAGCAGAAUGCUGAAAAGCAAGAAGAAACUCUUUUAAAUGCUGUGGAAGCAGGAGCAGAAGUGGAACAAGCGAGUGCCAUGAUGGAGGUCAGGGAGGCAGCUCUGCUAGUUCAGGCAGAAGCAAAUUGCACAACUUGGAAUGGGAUGCUGCCAUGUACAGAAGGCACCGCUGCCACUGCUGAGCAUCCAUGCAACUCUCUCUCCCCUAACAGCGACAAUGGAGAAGACAGGUCACAAAUGAGAUCCAUGUCGGAGGUUCAGUUUUAAAGAAGCCACAGUGUCAACCUGUCACUGUUUUAAAGAAGCAACAGUGUCAAGUCGUUCUACCUGCCUGCUUCUCCACCCACGUGGAAAAAACACCACUGAAAAGUGUUUCAUCCCAAAUGGUGGGAUUUUUCCAGAUUAAUAUAUGUAAACAUGCACAGAAUCAACAGCAUAGAUGUCUUCUUUCUCUUCGUCCACUUCAAAGCAUUUUACUUCUAGUACUUUUUAAUUUGUAAAAUUUCAUAAGUGUGUAAGACAUUGUGCAGGAUCUCAUCUCAGAAUAUUUUUGACUUGAAAAUUGUUUCUUCUCUGUCUACUUUACAACCAAAUGCAAUCAGUGUGCCUUGAAUUGUUUAGCUUACUAUUAAUUAAGUUAAACUUAGGGCUGUAGAAUAAUUUAGGCCAAGUGAAGCACAACAUUAUGAUUUGAAGCGCUUUUUAGACCCAGUGCUCCUUUAAUCCAUGCAAGAUAAUGGCAGCGUUCAGAAGUCCUGGGGGGUGGGGGGCAUUAAUAAAUUCUAUUCAGGGCUAAUUGCCUUUUCUAUGUGCCAAGAUGAACUUUUCCUGAAAGUAGUUUACAAAUUGCAUUCAAAAUGUAAUAUUUUCAAGCUUGUUUCUUUUUCCAAAUUUGGGCUUAUAAUUCAUAUAGCAAAUUAGCUGUGCUCUAUUAUCUUCUGUACAUUUCAUGCUGUAAUCCUUUUUCCCAAAUAAAAAUGAAACCUUCAGGUUCUACAAAUUCA
This is a messenger RNA of Rattus norvegicus (Norway rat), 5220 nucleotides long. RefSeq names its product MCF.2 cell line derived transforming sequence (gene Mcf2). Gene Ontology annotation, molecular function: guanyl-nucleotide exchange factor activity. Gene Ontology annotation, cellular component: cytoplasm. Gene Ontology annotation, biological process: intracellular signal transduction. The record is from RefSeq and is a predicted model, not a curated record. NCBI's taxonomy places the organism in Eukaryota, Metazoa, Chordata, Mammalia, Rodentia, Muridae.